AUGGCGGAAGUCACAAAUGAAGCAUCAAAUUCUUUAAGAACGAGAAUAGGCAACAUAAUUGGAAGAAAACGGUUAUUGUGGAUUAGUAUAGCUAUUAUUGUCGGUAUAGUUAUCAUUGCAGCAGUUGUUAUUCCAACAACUAUUAUUUUGACAAAAAAGGAAACUAUUAUAAUAUCAUCAACAACAACAACAACGACGACAAGUACAACUACAGCAAUAACUACAACAAUUACAGCAACAAUGAUGACGACAACAGAAAUAAUAAUGGCAACAAACGAACCAGAUUUCAGAUGUAAUUAUCCAUUAUCAAAUAUGUCACUCGACUUUUUAGAUUGGUCACGUACGAUGAACAUGAUUUAUUCACGGUAUUAUCAUGCAGCAUCUGUAUUGCAAAGUGGAAAAGUAUUAGUUACUGGUGGUUAUCAUAACUAUGAUGAACAAAAUACUGCUGAAGUAUAUGAUAUAUCAACAGAAACUUGGACAUUAUUAACUAAUUCUAUGAAGGAUCGACGAAUUUCACAUACAUCAACUGUAUUGUCUGAUGGAAAAGUGCUAGUUACUGGCGGAUAUGACGAUAGCAAGUAUCUAAACAGUGCAGAGUUAUAUGAUCCAACAACACAAACGUGGAAUAUUACUAGUAGUUUGAAAAUUAAAAGACGAGAACAUAGUGCAUCUUUAUUAAACAACGGGAUGGUAUUGGUUAUUGGUGGGAUAGAUGAUACUUCUAAUGAACUUAAUAGUGCUGAAAUAUAUGAUCCAACGACUGAAACAUGGACAUUAACUCAUAGUAUGAAAUAUGCACGAACACACCAUCAAGUAUCUAAAUUAGAGAACGGAAAAUUGUUAGUGACUGGCGGAGUCGGUGACGAUAUGUUUCACGAUAGUGCUGAAUUAUAUGAUCCAUUCACAAAACUAUGGACGACCACAGGCAAGAUGCAUCAUCCACGGUGGUUGCAUACGGCAACUCUUCUACGAAAUGGAAAAGUGUUAGUGACUGGUGGAAAAAAUGACACGAUCUUUUUAAAUUCUGCUGAAUUAUAUGAUCCAUUAGUAGGCAAAUGGACAGUUACUGGAAGUUUAAUGUAUCCAAGAGAUUCUCAUUCAGCAAUCUUAUUAGCAAAUGAAAAAGUGUUAGUUAUUGGCGGGAGAACCGUGGAAUACGUUCACCUACGCUAUUCGGAAUUGUAUAAUCCAUUAACGGAAACAUGGUCUACUGCUGGUAAUCUAAAUUGUCGUCGUGGUCGACACGUUGUAUCUGAAUUAUUAAAUGGAACAGUGUUAGUUACUGGUAAAGAAGAAGAUGAAUCUGAUAAAUGUACUGCAGAACUAUAUUAA
This is a messenger RNA of Adineta steineri, 1335 nucleotides long. Lineage: Eukaryota; Metazoa; Rotifera; Eurotatoria; Adinetida; Adinetidae. The record is from the annotation of a GenBank genome assembly.